Messenger RNA from Bolinopsis microptera, 573 nucleotides. RefSeq lists its product as uncharacterized. NCBI's taxonomy places the organism in Eukaryota, Metazoa, Ctenophora, Tentaculata, Lobata, Bolinopsidae. The transcript has 5 exons. The record is from RefSeq and is a predicted model, not a curated record. The coding region runs from base 1 to 573 and encodes 190 amino acids.
AUGAGGAUUCAAUGUCCCACCCCCUCUCAGUGUCCCCCCUCUCAGUGUCCCACCCCCUCUCAGUGUCCCACCCCCUCUCAGUGUCCCCCCUCUCAGUGUCCCCCCCUCUCAGUGUCCCCCCUCUCAGUGUCCCACCCCCUUUCAGUGUCCCACCCCCUCUCAGUGUCCCCCCUCUCAGUGUCCCCCCUCUCAGUGUCCCACCCCCUCUCAGUGUCCCACCCCCUCUCAGUGUCCCACCCCCUCUCAGUGUCCCACCCCCUCUCAGUGUCCCACCCCCUCUCAGUGUCCCACCCCCUCUCAGUGUCCCACCCCCUCUCAGUGUCCCCCCUUGUCCCACCCCCUCUCAGUGUCCCACCCCCUCUCAAUGUCCCACCCCUCUCAGUGUCCCACCCCCUCUCAGUGUCCCACCCCCUCUCAGUGUCCCCCCUCUCAGUGUCCCACCCCCUCUCAUGUCCUUCCCCCUCUCAGUGUCCCCCCCCUCCUCUCAGUGUCCCCCCUCUCAGUGUCCCCCCUCUCAGUGUCCCACCCCCUCUCAGUGUCCCCCCUCUCAGUGUCCCACCCCCUCUCACAUGA